AUGCCCGAUAUCGAGUCUGCAAAGACGCGGCGGAGUCUGCUUCAGCCACAUCUGUCCGACAGGUCGGUCAAGCAAAUCCAACCCGUCCUAGAGCAGUCCAUCAACCAAUUCUCGCGGAUACUACAGAAUGCUAGUGGUUAUAAACCUGGCGUGGACCUUUCCUUGGGCUACCGCUCCGUUACGAUUGAUAUGCUGUUGCGGUACGGCUUUGGAAAGUCCCUCAAAAGUCUGGAUGCUGGCAGUUUUAAUUGCGAGAUGGCUGAAGAUAUGGAUGAUGUUCUCUUCGGCUCUCUAAUCGCCAAACACUUUCCCAAUAUGGGAAAAGCUGUGUUCGAGCUGCUCCUCCAGUUGCCUCUAGCAAUCGCCAAAAUGGUCAAAGUCUCAUCGAUCCUCGAGAUGAGAAAAGCUGUCGUGCUCCUUUUUGCAGGGGGUGAAGCAACCGCAAUAUCGGUAAUUAUCGGCACUUUCCAUCUACUUAGCGAUCCCGAACGCCUACAUACAUUGAAACAAGAACUCCUGUCAGCGAUGCCAGAUGGACAGAGCCUUGCCCUCAGUGAGCUAGAAAGGCUCCCUUACCUCACAAUCGUAUCUUCAAGCCACUACGUGUAUCACUUCGACCCCCAGAUUUUCGACGACCCCUUUGCAUUCAAGCCAGAGCGUUGGUUAGACGAGAAUAAUGCACAGCACUUGGAUAAAUAUAUGCUCUCGUUCUCUCGGGGAUCCAGAGGAUGCAUUGGUAUCAAGUAA
This is a messenger RNA of Aspergillus terreus NIH2624, 747 nucleotides long. RefSeq lists its product as uncharacterized. The record is from RefSeq and is a predicted model, not a curated record. The transcript is spliced from 3 exons. NCBI's taxonomy places the organism in Eukaryota, Fungi, Ascomycota, Eurotiomycetes, Eurotiales, Aspergillaceae. The coding region runs from base 1 to 747 and encodes 248 amino acids. Gene Ontology annotation, molecular function: heme binding; monooxygenase activity; iron ion binding.